Molecule: messenger RNA, 1969 nt
Organism: Sarcophilus harrisii (Tasmanian devil)
Lineage: Eukaryota; Metazoa; Chordata; Mammalia; Dasyuromorphia; Dasyuridae
Product: C-type lectin domain family 1 member A
Exons: 6
Coding region: 286-1098 (270 amino acids)
Source: RefSeq, a predicted model, not a curated record
AACCCCCUCACUGAGUGCUUGGUAAGGGAUGGACCAAACAGAAAAAAAAAAUAUUUCCUCUCAGCUUGACUCUUUGGCAUUCCCUCUGAUUGCUCCAAGUACACAAGAGAAGGGCUGGGUCCCUCCAUUCAGGAACAGGGGUCGGUGACUUCCUCAGAAACUAAAGCCAGCAGCACAGAGGAUUAGGAAUGUUUUUCCCUUCUCGUGCAGCAUUGAUCUGCCUUAUAACACCCUGGGCAGCUGGAGAAUAAACACCGUAGCUGUUUCUCAUCUCUAAGGAUUCAGAUGCAGGCAAAGUACAACAGUACAUUGGAUAUGCUGGAUGAUGAUGGGGAGACCACCCUAAGCCUGCGUUCCCAAGCCCUAACCAUAACUCCAAGACCAGAGAGCAAGAAUACAGGAUACUUAGCUAUUUCUCCACAUUGGCGUCCAGUUGCUCUAACUCUAUUGACUUUGUGUCUGUUGUUGCUGAUUGGACUGGGAGUCUUAGGGCUUGAAUUUUUUCAGCUCAAUCAACUCUCAAUCACCCAGAGCCAUAUUCUCAAUCAAAAGGAAGAAAAGCUGGGAAACUUUUCUAGACAGUUACAUUCUUUACAAGCCCAGAACAGGAAGCUCACAGAUACUCUGCAGCACCUGGCUAAAAAGCUCUGUCGGGAGCUCUAUAACAAAACAGGAGAACACCGAUGUAGCCCCUGCCCAAAGAAAUGGAAAUGGCACAAGGAUAGUUGCUUCUGUUUCUCUAAGGAGAGCAAUACUUGGCAGGGCUGCGAACAUUUCUGCACUGUUGAGAAUUCCACCCUUUUGAAAAUAGAGACACAAGAUAUUCUGGAAUUUGUGAUGCCUCAGAGCUACUCUCAGUUUUUCUACUCCUAUUGGACAGGACUGACCCGCAAUGGCAGUGGCAAUCCAUGGCUGUGGUUGGAUGGAUCUCUUCAUUCCUCUGACUUGUUUGAUAUUGUCAUUGACUUCAGCAGUUUAAAGAGCUGGGACUGUGUGACAAUAUUGAAUGGAAGAGCUUUUGCAAAGGACUGUAAAGAGCUAAGGCGCUGUGCAUGUCAGAGAACAGCAGCAAUGGUGAUGCCAGAAUUGCUGGAAUAGUCUUCUGAAAGAAUGGAUGGAGAUAAAUGGACCUCCUGACCAUUUCUGCAAACCAGAAAUGAUGCAAGCCAAGCAGGAGAAGUGACAAGAGCUCUUUGAAUCACUGGGGUUCAUUUGGAAUAGAAGAGCAGGUCUCUCUGGCCAGUAAAAAAAAAAGGAGGGGUUGUUUUUUUUCAAGGAUUCUACCAAGGAAAAUCAGCCCCAUCUGGGGCUAGUAUCAGCCCCAAACCCCCUGGGUUUAAAUACAAACUUUUCAGUCACAGAAAAAUCCAAUUUUCAUACUUCACCCUGCUCUAGACUCACAUCCUCUAUAACUUGGACUUGUUUAUUAUUCUCAAAACCCUAAUUUUCCCCAUUGUUCAUAUCCCUCUACUACCAUUCCUACUACUUUUGAAAGGAAAAUGAGAAAUUCUUGGACAAAAGUUAUACAAAUAACAGAAGUCUCUGGGCCCCAAAGACUUCUGGGUCCCUCCAGAUUCUUUUUUGGUUUGCUUGGUUUUGGUUUUGGUUAUGGCAUACCUCCUGCAAUUUAUCAUAUUUGAAUGAUUUUCCUCCUUUGAGAAUCAUUUAACCCCUGAAAUACUCAAAACCCCUAAUGAAUUUCAAGAAUUUUUCCUUCGCCCCAGCAAUCUCCAGGGAAGAAAGUUUAUCUGAGACCCACAGCAACCAAGGAUAUCUAUUUUAGAUCAUUAUGGGAAGGAAUAAGACUCAUUUCCUCCUUUAGUGAAUUUGGGAGGCCAGAGAAAAGUAAAACUCCAGAUGGCUCUCCUUACAGAGGAUUGGUGACUUUUAAGCUCAUUUUCCCACAAGAUAAUUACCAUCAGUCUUUUCAGGUACUUGUACAAGAAUAAAUAUGUGUGUAUAGACUAAC